Messenger RNA from Periconia digitata, 1379 nucleotides. The record is from the annotation of a GenBank genome assembly. Lineage: Eukaryota; Fungi; Ascomycota; Dothideomycetes; Pleosporales; Periconiaceae.
CGUUCCCAACCAUCUCUCUUGUACCUCGGCAUAUCUCUCGAAGCCGAUCGGUCGGGAAACAAUCUCCCCCUCCCAACCUCUGAACUCCGAGAAUUGUGUGUUAUCGAAUCUACACACUUCAAUGAUAGUUGGUAAUCCAAUAAAUCAAACUCCUCGUAUUAGAGUAUCAUUUCCCAUCGGCACUUGUGUGAUUGAAAUCUGCACAUCCUAUAUCACUGGCGAAAAGAGUCGAGCGUCUUGAUUUUGAUAUAGCUGAACAAGGGUUGAUCCAUUGGACGACAACGACAUUCAUAACUACUCCAGAAGCCACCAUUGAUCAAGAGAGGCCGACGGAAAAUACUUACUGGGGUCAACAGCAAAAGCGGAGACGACCAAAGCGCAUAAAUAAACAGAGAAGGGGGUCGAUAGAACGGACAAAACUACACAUCAUGGUACCGUCACCACCUAAAGCUAUUCUUUUCGACAUUGGAGGGGUUUGUGUAAUUUCGCCCUUCCGUGCCAUCCUAGACUAUGAAAUCGCCCACAACAUCCCGGAAGGCUACAUCAACUUCGCUAUCCAAAAGGGCCCACUAGCCACAGGCGCAUGGCAGCAGAUUGAACGAGGCGAAGUCCCACUCGACGACACAUGGUUUGCGCGGUUCAAAGCGCAGCUCGAAAACCGCUCUGCAUGGGCGGAAUUCCGUUCGAAGAGGAACCUCGAAAAAGAUGGAGAGAAGGAGGACGACGUCAACCCACCCACCAUUGACGCAAAAUCGCUCUUCUGGGAUAUGAUGCGGAUAAGCCGUACUCCAGAUCCAUACAUGUAUCCAGCGCUACUGAGACUCGCCCACUUCACACAAACCGUAAUGCCGAAAGUAGCACACGAGCAGAGGGGAGAAGGGAAAGAGGUUCCGCAGUUCAUUCUAGGUGCCCUCUCAAACACAAUCGCUUUCCCUACAGCUGCUGUCGACAAUCACGGUGAAGCAUUCACAUCGUCGCUCCUCCACCGUUCCCCUUUAUCACCGACUUUGUUCCCUCCCCACCUGCCAAACUUUGACCCGGCAAAUAUAUCCACCCACUUCGAUAUUUACCUCUCCAGCGCUCACCUCGGCGUGCGCAAGCCUGACCCCGCUGCGUACCGUCUCGCAGUGCGCGAGCUCAGUCGGCUGAGCGAGGCCCGCGGCACGGGGGUCGUCGAGCCGGGUGAUGUAGUGUUUUUGGAUGAUAUUGGGGCCAAUUUGAAGGGGGCCAAGGGGGUCGGGCUGAGGACUAUCAAAGUCCCCUUGGGUGGGACAAAGGGGGCGGUAAAGGAGUUGGAAGAGAUGAUCGGGAAGAAGCUGUUGGUCAGUGGUGGUGAUGAGGAGCAAAAGGAGAGAAAGACGAAGAGUAGCAAGUUGUAG